Messenger RNA from Sorghum bicolor (sorghum), 686 nucleotides. Its product is annotated as PP2A regulatory subunit TAP46. The coding region runs from base 1 to 483 and encodes 160 amino acids. The transcript is spliced from 7 exons. Gene Ontology annotation, molecular function: protein phosphatase 2A binding. The record is from RefSeq and is a predicted model, not a curated record. Gene Ontology annotation, biological process: regulation of signal transduction; regulation of dephosphorylation. NCBI's taxonomy places the organism in Eukaryota, Viridiplantae, Streptophyta, Magnoliopsida, Poales, Poaceae. Gene Ontology annotation, cellular component: cytosol.
AUGGGGCAUGAGACACUAGAAUCAAUUGCUUCAUCUGAUCGUUUCCUUGGCUCAUUGCAGGCUUUGAGUUUAACAACAACACUUCGCACGGAGCUAUUGGUUGCCCGGUUCAAAUGUCAAAAGGCUGCAGAAACGAAGCUCCAAGAGAUCAGAGAGAGCAAAGAAAGGUGUGGACGCUCAUUGAGAGCAGCUGCUUUAUCUGCCCCAAUUGAAGCUGGAGAGGAAGAUGACCUGGAGGAUGAUGGAGAGGAAGAAAGAGAGGCUUGGUUAGCUACCAUCUCAUUGGCUCUCUGCAAGGCGUUUGAUCUUCUCGACAUGCUAAAGAAGGAAGAAGAAAUGCUUCUAGCUGUAAAGGAAAGGAAGGCAAAGGUUUGGUAUGACCACCUAGCAGUGGUACUACCUCUCAGAGAUGCAACUCUAGAAACCAGUUCAGGAGUCAAUAUCCUUUUUGUGUUGACCAGUUCAGCAAGGACUUAUACAUAGUUGCAUGGAAAACUAUUUCAAUGGUUACUGAUUAAGCAAUAUACUGGUUGAGAGUGGUAGAUAUGAAAUUUAGGAUGUAAACUUCAAAGGAAACAAUGUUGAUUCCGGCGCAUGAAUGAAAUGGAUAUUGGAGAUUUCUUUCUGCCGUUAUUAAAUAUUAUCUUAGCCGUAUUAUAGAAAUGUCUAUAAAGUAGAGUUUGUGA